CCAAAAAUUAAAUUAAAUAUAUAAACAAAAAUAAGAAGCAAAAAAUACAAAGAAAACCCCAAAUCCAAGACAAAGAGAGAGACUCAAAUCUCUCUCUCUGAUCAGAUCGGACACCCUCCGCGAAACGCAAUACACCGCACGCAAUUUCGAUUCCUUUGUUUCUCCCAAACUUUAUUUUCUCAAAUUUUGAAAUUAUUUCCCAAUUUUUAUGAAUUCCUUUCAUUGCACCGUUAUUGUUCCUCAGUUCCGCGAUCUGGGAAAUUCCUUCUGAUGCUAGGGUUUGGGGUUGCGAGGGUGAUGGCGUUUUACGCGUUGAGGUUUUGAAUUUCUGCGUUUUUCUUUUUCGUUCUAGAUCGUUUGUUCGUGGUUCUCUAAUGGCAUCGGCUCAGGUGCUGCCUAACUCCUCCGCGUCGUCGCGGAAGCAAGAGCAUCUUGAAGCUGGCAAGCGCCGGCUGGAGGAGUUUCGUAAAAAGAAAGCUGCAGAGCGAGCCAAGAAGACUUCAAACUCUAGCCAAGUUAACAAUUCUGAUGAUAACUUGAAUAAAAAACAAUCUUCUGAAGUUGAAAAUGUACGCAUUAACGAGUUUGAUGGAGUUACGACAUCUGAUGGUGUGGGAGGAGCUGUUACUGACAGUUCAACUUUGGGGAUUGGUAAUGACAAGAAUCAGAAUUUGUUUAGCCAAAGUAGUAAUCAAGGGUCUUUGGCUGAUAAAACUUCUUCUGUGAGGAAUGAUCUUAGUACACCUACAAAUUUGGUGGAGGCAAAUUCCAAUACUGAUGAAUAUAGUAGAUAUAAUGCUUUAGUUACCGAAUCUGCGGAUUUUAGUCAAAACAAUGAGACAAAUAAUGUGAAUGAUAUAUAUGGAAUUCCAUCAGGGGCAACAAACCACCAAAGUGUUCUUCUACACCCGCAGGAAAGUCAAGAAUUCGAUAGUAGUGCUAGUCAAUUUAGUUUACAUGGGAUGAAUGAUGACCAGUCAAACAAGAGUAGCAGCUCUUUGAAGGAAUAUGCUGUUACUAAUAAUCUCACUUCACAUUUUCCUUCAAAAAGCAUACCUCAAAACUCUGUUGAUGUUCUACAGCAAAUCAAGCUGACAAAUUCUAGCACUUUAGAUAGUGGCUACUCACAUAAUUCGCUUUCUGGAGGUUUCAGUGAGUCUUUCAGCUCCAAGUUUAGUAGCUCUGAUAAUAAUCUGCCUAGUCUUCAUGGGGCAAAUAUGCCAAAAUUUAAUUCCACAGGUUUGGAAGCAAGAAGUUCCUCUUAUAAUAGACCAAUACUUCCAUUGCCAGUGGAGUCUAGUUCUAGGAGGUCACGUCCAUCUUUUCUUGAUUCUCUAAAUGUCACCAAAACUUCUUUGGGCUCUCCAUUUCCUCAAUCAGAGCAAAGUUCCUCUAUGUCCAACCAUCUAGAAUCAAGCAGCAAUGAUAUACCAGGCUCUACUUAUUUCCCUAAGCCACCUGAAGAGACUAAAAGUGUGCCACUUUUCCCAAAUUUUAGAACUGAGAAUGUUGAUAAUGAUAAUCAUGGUACUCUGUUAAGUGCUAAGGAAAAUGGCAUGGAGAAGAAUGCGUAUUACUCAUCUUCAAAAAAUGAAGACUUUGCUGCUUUAGAACAGUAUAUUGAAGAUCUAACAAAAGAGAAGUUUUCCUUGCAACGUGCUCUUGAGGCUUCUCAAGUGUUAGCUGAGUCACUAGCUACUGAAAAUUCAACUCUAACUGAUAAUUAUAAUCAACAGAGAAGUGUUGUCAACCAAUUAAGAUCAGAUAUGGAGAAGUUACAAGAAGAUAUCAAAGCCCAACUGGCUGAGCUUCAGGCUUUCAAGAGUGAGUAUACAAAUGCUCAACUAGAAUGUAAUGCAGCUGAUGAGCGUGCAAAAUUAUUAGCAUCUGAAGUUAUUGGUUUAGAGGAGAAGGCACUCAGACUAAGGUCCAGUGAGCUAAAGCUUGAGAAGCAGUUGGAAAAUGCACAAGCUGAAAUUUCUUCAUACAGAAAGAAAAUUUCUAGCCUAGAUAAAGACCGCCAUGAUUUGCACUCCACUAUUGAUGCCCUACAAGAAGAAAAGAAGCUGCUGCUUUCUAAGAUGCGAAAGGUUUCAACCACUGGAAAGUCUAUCGAGAGUCAAACAAGUAAAAGGGAUAUUUCUACAUCCACCGAGGACUUAGCAAGUGAAGAUCCAGCUUCUAACUCUUCUAACUCAGAAAUCAAUGAUAAUGCUGCUGAGGCCUCUAGUUCGUCGUCCUUAGUUCCUGAAACUAGACGCUCAUCUCUUGGCGUUUCUCCUGUUAAUAUUCCUCAUGAUCAAAUGAGAAUGAUUGAGAACAUUAAUGCACUUAUUUCUGAGCUGGCAUUAGAGAAAGAAGAAUUGAUAAAAUCCUUGACAUUGGAAUCAUCUGAGUGUUCCAGGAUGAAGGAAAUAAACAAGGAGUUGUCCCGAAAACUUGAGGUCCAGACACAAAGAUUAGAGCUUUUGACUGCUCAAAGCAUGGUCCAUGAAAAUAUUUCUACUAAGCAACCAGAUUCCCGCACUGUGUAUGAGAACACCCAAUAUGCAGAUGAGGGUGACGAGGUUGUGGAAAGGGUGUUGGGAUGGAUUAUGAAGCUGUUUCCUGGUGGACCUUCAAGAAGGAGAACCAGCAAACUUCUUUGAUAGGAUCUACAUCGGACUUAUAUUUGUUGUCACCAAAGUCUUACCCAACUGUUUGGAUGAAUCAUGAAGCUGUUUCCCAGUUGCCACCAAGGUAAAAAGAAUCAGCACAUUUCAACCCCAGAUCCAUGAGUAACAUGUCGACAAAAGUCUACCGAGUUGCUUUUUGUUCUUGUAACCUCCUCAACAGAGUGGAGUUCGUGAUCUGUAAAUUUUGAGUGAAUUAUACAACAAAUUCUUGAAAAGAACUGACUUUCUCUUCUGAGCUGCUGCUUAUUGAUCGGUGGUGAAUCCGGCUGCAAUUAUUUUGGAAGAUGGUAAUAAAAUCUGUUGUGCCGUUUUAUCUCUGAUUGAAUUCCAAAUUUUGUGGGUAUAUAACAUUUGGGUAUGAAAGAGACCGUACUAAGAAGCUUAGUGAGAGAGACAGAUGAAUUGUUAGAGAAAAAUGAGAUGUGAGAACAUUUGUUGAAUGUAUAUGCUAGAUAGAGAAGGGCAAACAAAAGAUUAUUGUAUUGACAUGUAAUUGGAGUGUGUAUUUUUCAGUGCUUCACCUCACUUAUGAACAUUAUAUUUCCUUAGUAUAUACAGUGAACUACAUUUACUAGUUA
Molecule: messenger RNA, 3253 nt
Organism: Vigna umbellata (rice bean)
Lineage: Eukaryota; Viridiplantae; Streptophyta; Magnoliopsida; Fabales; Fabaceae
Gene: BLI
Product: protein BLISTER
Biological process (GO): regulation of growth
Source: RefSeq, a predicted model, not a curated record